Messenger RNA from Paraphaeosphaeria sporulosa, 1908 nucleotides. Its product is annotated as FAD-binding domain-containing protein. The record is from RefSeq and is a predicted model, not a curated record. NCBI's taxonomy places the organism in Eukaryota, Fungi, Ascomycota, Dothideomycetes, Pleosporales, Didymosphaeriaceae. Bases 1 to 1908 code for a protein of 635 amino acids. The transcript is spliced from 4 exons. Gene Ontology annotation, molecular function: oxidoreductase activity; FAD binding.
AUGGCUCUCUUCUGUGUAUUUAUGUUUCUCGCGAGCACCGUGGUCGCUGUCAAUUUCGACUUUGAAAAUAAGCAGCUCGCAGAUUCAGAUACCAUUCAAUUUCCAGCCCUUCGUUUUGGCGAUGUCUCGCAACCUCUACCACAGGAAGAGUGCCGUUAUAGCCCGGAUGACGAUGAUUGGCCAAGCGAUGCUGAAUGGCAGCGCUUCAAUGCAACUCUCGGAGGCGUGCUGCUAAAACCGCAGCCGCUAGCGAUUUCGUGCUAUGCUGGGCCAGAAUAUGAUGCAGCGAAAUGCGCGAUACUGCAAAGCGGCUGGAGAAACAUGGCACAGCACGCAAACCAUCCGAUCAGUGUAAUGUCACAAUGGGCAACGGGUAUGACAUGUGUGCCCACAAAAAGCCCUGAUUCGACGUGUGUUCAGGGUGGAUUCCCGGUGUUCACUGUGAACGCGACGACUGUUCAGCAUGUGCAAAUGGCCGUAAACUUUGCGCGCAACAGAAAUAUACGACUCGUCAUCAAAAACUCAGGCCAUAACUUCAACGGCAACAACAUAGGCGGAAAUUCACUCUCAAUUUGGGUGCACAACCUCAGAGGCUUGACCUAUCAUCCCAAUUUUACGAUACCAGGCUACACUGGACGUGCAGUAGCAAUGGCCGGCGGUACAAGGGCAACAGACGUGAGCGCUGCUUCGAGGAUGUACAAUACGACUAUCUUGAACGCUGGCGGUGCCGAUGUCGCAGUCCCAGGAGGAUACUUCCAAGGUGCGGGCCAUAGUUCAUACGCGAGCUUCUAUGGACUCGCAGCGGACCACGUACUACAGAUCAGAGCAGUCACUGCUGAUGGUAGGUUUGUAGUUGCAGAUGCACAGACAAAUCCAGACCUGUUCUGGGCUUUUAGGGGAGGAGGUGGAGGUACAUUUGGAGUCGUGACCUCAAUUGUCGUCCGCACAUUUCCUCUCACACCAAUUGCCAGUACCAGCAUAUCCUUCUCAACAAUAUCCCGACCUGGACUGCCGGGUGUAUCGAAUGAGUCCUUCUGGGCUGGGAUCCAGGAAUACAUGAACUUCUCCACGCCGCUAUGCGAUAAUGGAGGUUUCGGAUACAACUUCAUCAGGCAUGGAUCGAAUUCCGGCGCUACAGGGCUCACCUUCACGUCAUCACUCGCCCUGCCGAACCGCACACUCGCCGAGCUGCGAAGUUUUACAAAGCCUUUCCUACAAAGGCUUAACGAAGUCGGCAUCCCAGUGUCUAUACCGAAAAUGCAAACAAUAGAUAUUCCGAACCUACAAGACCAACCAAAGCUCAAGAAACGCGCACUCGGUGACGUGGUCGGCCACACCCUCAUAGCCUCGCGGCUGUUCCAGCGCUAUAAUUACGCUGACGACGCUUCGAUCUCCGAAAUGCAAGCUGCUAUACGUUCCGCUGUGGAGGAAGGCGGCUACGAUAUCCACGGCCAAGUCAUGAGCCCAACGAUCUCGAUUGCUGGCAACCCCAACAAUGCGGUCCUCCCCGCGUUCAGAACAGCGAUCAUGCAUACGCAAAUCUACGAGCCCAAUGCCUCAUGGGAUGGCAGCACUGUUGUCGAACCACCGGAGCUGCAGGCUAGACGACACGACAGACUGCAGUCGUACUUGCAGCGGUGGAGGGAUAUCACACCGGGUGGCGGAGCGUAUAUGAAUGAGGGAGACAUGCAGGAUCCGGAGUGGAAAGAUACUUUUUAUGGAAGUCAUUAUGAAGGGCUGCUUGAAGUGAAGAAGAAAUGGGAUCCCGAGGGCGUGUUUUGGGUUAUCUCGGGAGUCGGAAGCGAUGAGUGGGAGGUGAGAGAUAGUAGCGGUGGGGGACUUGAGAGUCUGUACACACAAGAUGGUAAGCUGUGCAGAGUGGAAGCUACGGGUGAGAUUAGGGAGUAA